GCACUGCGGGUAGCUGGUUUGGGGUCACGUGCCGAGCGAGAGCCGCCGCCUCCUGGGCGGGCGCUUCCUGUGGCUGUCUCGGCCGCCGCCCGAGGGCCGCGGGAAGCCUGGCGGUUCCGGGCUGUGGGAGGCCCUGUUUUGGUUCGGAUCCGCCGCGAGGUAUCUAGCCUACCAGGAUGCCAGGGUCGAGACCUCGGAAGGGCCCUAAGACCAGAGGCCAGGGUGCUGCAACUGCUAAGCAGCUGGGGCUUUUCGUGGAGUUCAACACUGAAGACAUGCUCCUGGGGGUGGAUGAGACUGAAGAUGACGGAGACCUAGAGGCUGAGCUGUUGGCUCUCACUGGGGAGACAGGGAGCACAAGCAGGAAGCCCGCACCCAAGGGGCAUGCCCCCCUACCCAUGGCCCACAUUGAGAAGUUGGCAGCAGACUGUAUGCGAGAUGUGGAGGAGGAGGAGGGAGAGGAAGAGGAAGGGCUGGAGGAGGAUGCAGACCUGCUGACAGAGCUGCAGGAAGUCCUGAGUGUGGAUGAAGAAACUGGGCUGCUAGAUGGCAGUGAGGCAACAAGUCCAGACUUGUCUGAGGACAGGGCACAGGACAACACUGAGCAACCUACAGUGCAGACAGCCUUCCAACAGGCUUUACCUGCUGUGCCUCAGGCUGGAGGGCCUCGGGGGCUGCAGGCUUUGCUGGAGGAACGGAUCUAUAACUACCGGGAGGCCGCAGCCAUUGCCAAGGAGGCCGGUGAAGCUGCCAAAGCCCGGCGCUGUGAUCGGGGCCUGAAGACUUUGGAGUCCCAGCUUGCCACUGUGAGGAAAGGUGGGAAGAUCAGUGAGGAUGAGAUUCCACCUCCAGUAGCCUUGGGUAAAAGGCUCCCACCCCACCAGGAAAUAGCCAACAGGAGCCCUGAGGCAGCUCCGUGUGCCAUGGAGCCAGAGCACCUUUACCAACCUGAGCCCAGCCUCCCAGACAGCUCUGCCAUUGCUCCUCUGCCUGUUGCAGACCCAGCCCCACAGGCCCUGUUGUUAGCCCGACAGAGAGAGUACAAAGUAGCUGCUCUCAAUGCCAAACGGGCUGGAGAUCUAGAUCGUGCCCGGGAGCUCAUGAGGAUUGGGAAGAGAUUUGAUACUGUCCUGGAGGCCCUGGAGAAAGGGCAGCCUGUGGAUCUGAGUGGCAUGCCCCCAGCACCUGAUGAUCUGAAGGCCCUUCCACAGGCUUCUGAGGCCCCUACAGCAACCCGAGUCCUGUCCCCAGUAGUGGAGCAAGUACAGAAAGUGAUGGCCUCUGACCUCCCAGCCUCAGUGGCCCCUGCAGAGCCAAAAACAGUGCUGGAUGCUUUACAGCAAAGGCUGAACAGGUACCGUGAGGCAGGCAUCCAGGCCCGGGCCAGUGGGAAUGAGCGCAAGGCCAGGAUGCAUGAUCGCAUUGCCAAGCAAUAUCAGGAUGCUGUUCGAGCUCAUCAAGCAGGGCAGAAAGUUGACUUUGCUGAGUUACCUGUUCCUCCAGGAUUUCCUCCCAUCCCUGGCCUGGAGCCCAGUAAAGGUGCCGAGGAGGAUUCAAUGACAGCAACUUUGGCGUCUGCCCAAAAACUGGCCUCACAAGAUACAGUCCUGGCAGAUGAAGACGAGGAGAGUGAUACCCCAGCACAGGCUCCAGUGGCCAAGAAGCCAGCACAUCCUCUGGCCCCUUCAUCUCAUCCUGUGACUGAGCCCAAGGCCUCAAGUUCUAAGGAAUCACUGAGUCCAUCUGCUCGGGAGCAGCUGGCACUGCUGGAGGCUCGGAAACUGCAAUACCAGCGAGCAGCCCUGCAGGCCAAGCGCAGACAAGAUCUAGAGCAGGCCAAAUCCCAUCUACGAGUAGCUAAAAAUCUGGAGGUCCAGAUCGCCCAAGCCCGAGCAGGUCAACCCAUCGACCUCUCCAAGAUGCCUUCACCCUUGACGGAUGAAGAGGGUGACUUCAUCCUCAUCCACCAUGAAGAUCUGCGACUCUCCCAGAAGGCUGAGGAGGUGUAUGUCCAGCUACAGAAAAUACUCCUGGAGCAGCAUGAGAAGUGCCUGCUGUUCUCCAAGCAGUUCAUGCACCAGGGCAAUGUGGCUGAGACUACCCGGUUUGAGAAGCUUGCUCAGGACCGAAAGAAACAGCUUGAGAUCCUGCAGCUAGCCCAGGCCCAGGGCCUUGACCCUCCCAGCCAUCACUUUGAGUUGAAGACAUUCCAGACUGUGAGGAUCUUCUCAGAACUUAACAGCACAGAAAUGCAUCUGAUCAUCGUCCGGGGAAUGAACCUCCCGGCCCCACCAGGAGUGACUCCCGAUGACUUGGAUGCGUUUGUACGCUUUGAGUUUCAUUACCCUAACUCGGACCAGGCUCAAAAAAGCAAAACAGCCGUGGUCAAGAAUACAAACUCUCCAGAAUUUGAACAAGUUUUUAAACUAAACAUCAAUCGAAAUCACCGGGGCUUUAAGAGAGUGAUCCAGAGCAAAGGAAUCAAAUUUGAGAUCUUCCACAAAGGAUCCUUUUUUAGAAGUGACAAGCUGGUUGGCACAGCACACCUGAAAUUGGAAAGGCUGGAGAAUGAGUGUGAGAUCAGAGAGAUCAUGGAGGUUCUGGACGGAAGAAAGCCCACUGGGGGGAAGCUGGAGGUUAAGGUGAGGCUGCGGGAGCCUUUGAGUGGCCAGGAUGUGCAGGUGGUCACUGAGAACUGGUUGGUCCUGGAGCCUAGGGGCCUGUGAGGUGAGUAGCUCUCCGAUCCACCAGAGUUUUCUCUCUACUAAAACUUUUUCAGUCAUUUCUGGGAAGGAAGCAUUUAGUCUCUCAAGGUGACUAAAACUGUUGGGAAGUGCUUGUGGGUUAUUUCUUAAGACUCAGGGCAGAAAGAGAUCUCAUGUUAAUGUUCUUCAGAAACCUUUUAAAGCUCGGAUGGUUUUCUUUGUGCUUUUGCCUUGUGAGGUAGUCGGCACUGGUACCAGCUCACCGACCCAGCUCUGCCGGCUGCAAGAGCCUCUGUAGUGAGAGCUGCUGCUACACAAGCACCAAAGACCGCCAAACUAACCGUGGCCUGGGCUGUCCUUGCACCACCUCUCCUGGGCCUCCGUGGAGCAUCUGUACAGCCUCCCGCCACCAGAAUGUGGGUGAAGACAAGGAUACCCCCAUUGCUCUGUGCCAGAGUCCUACUGCCCCUUAACCUCUGCAUAGCGAUGACGUACAUUUAACCCAGCCCCAGUUGCACCAUUUCUGGAUGUGCCUUUCAAAGAUGUGACUGUAAGGGAUGGAGAACGUGAGGGUGAUUGGAACCUUCCCUGCUUAGGGGAGGGGCAGGAUUCCGGGACUGCAGCUAUUUUCCCCUCAGCCUGUGCCUUUGACCCUAACACCUGCUGCACUAGCCUUUCUGCUUCCCAGGGGACUGGGGAACAGGAAAGUUACUUUGGUACUAUUGGUGGGAAGGGGAAGGCUUUCUUCGCUUUGGUCCAUGUACCUAAGAUGUUAACUGGGAAGAAAAGAAAAAAAAAUAGCAGUUUUAUGUGGCCGUUUUUAUUUUAAAACUAGGUCUAAUUCACUGUAAGAACUUUAUAUUCUAAACAGUAUUAAUUUACUAUCAAAGUCUUCAAAUGCCCUGUUCCCUGUCACUUUAAAAGCCAAAGCAGUUCUGCUGUACCUGUGUAUUCCUCUUUUGAGAAGGCCUGUCCUUGAGCUGAUCUCUUGGCUAAUCCCUGUUUGUCCAGGUUCUAUAGCUUUCAUGGUGAACAGAUGAAAUGAAGGGUCAGGUAGUUGCAAUGGAGUUAAUAUUUAAAUACAUUAUUCUAGAUUUCUCAGAAGUCAUCACCCCAACUCUUUCCCCUGGUUUAAAGCAUUAACCUCAACAAAGUGUUCCUCCAUAUUUUAUCAUUUUGGUUGAAUGAGGCAGGGUUUCACGCUAAUAGUCCAGGCUGGUCUUGAACUCCUGCCUCAGCUUCCCUAGUGCUGGGAUUACAGGCAUGUGCUACCAUGCCCAGCUUCCUCAGGAUAAUUUGUGAAGGCUCUACGAGAAGGAAGUAGGAAGUACAUUCAGCUGCUGGUCACUACAGUAUUGCAUAAGCACAGCCCAGGGGUGAGCUUUUGUGUGUCUGUUGGAGAUAACAGGGCUGGACCAUGCUUCCCAGCCCUUGAAGAGCAUAUCAAAAUUGUUAGUGGAUAAGAGGGCAGAAACUGCUGACAAGUGACUUCUCCCAGAGCUCUCUGGCCAAUCCUACCUAGCAGAUGUGAGCUCCCCAUCUUGCAUACGUAAGAGAUUUAACAAUUAUAGUCACAUCAUGUGUCCAGCGGCGAAUUGGAAUGAAAGGGUCUCUGCCUUCAUGAAGGAACCCAGAGCAGAGGGGUGUGGUCUGAAGUUAUUGGUCCCACCGCACUUUCCUUUCAGCCUGCAUCUGACUCAGCUCAAGGCUUGCUAAAAUGAAGAGCCCCUGGGGUUAUUCUCCAUGAUCCCUAUCUGCCCUAGGCAUUUCACAUUUCUUCCCUCUACUGGGAGUGUUGUGUUCUGAGACUUAAGGGAUUGCCCUUACAGCUUGUUCACUUUCAGUCCACUAUAUCGCUCUGCUCAUUGAAAAACCACCUCAAGGCUGAGGGAGGCCUGACAAAGCCACCCACUGGACUUGGAGAUUUAAAAGGUCUUUGUUGUAGCCAAGGAAUGCUUGGGUAGGGGGAGGGGCCUGCAUAAAGCUUCAUUUAUGUAAGAUUUAGUCAGCCACAGUAACCAAACAUUAUUCAUGGAUAUAACUGAGAACCAGCCACACCAAAAUCAUUUCUAAAUAUUACACUGAAUGUCUUUUAAAUUCCUGAACUGAAUAAAAUACAGAAUUUUAGAGUCAGGAAGUUUUGCUCAUGAAAGGCAAGGAUUGUACGAUUUUUUUUUUCCCUUUAUGUAGCACCAGUCUAAAACGUAUAUGGUUGCCAUCCUCAUACUUAUGGGUCACCCCCCUCCAAAUAUGUGUGGCUUUCCUUAAAAGACCUUGGCACUAAGUGAGGUCAGCUGUUUUGAGUUUGAAUCAAACCACAGGGCCGGGGCUGGUAAUCCCAGGAAGCAUGUACCUGCUCUUGUUCCUAAUGUGUUGAGGAUCAAAUGGGCCUUAGAUGACUGGCCUCCAAGAUGGGCUCAGCGUCCGGCUCUAUUCAUGCAGUCCUAUGUAUACGAUUCUUAAAAAUCCCAUUACCAUUAUUUAAUUUUAGUAUCAGUAAAAUAGAAGCUACUGUUAGAAAUACAUUAAGUGCAUAACUGUCUUUGAGAUGACCAAGGACAAGUUUAACUGGAAUUUGGGCCACCAGCAGGACCCAGUGUAGAUGGAGAAGACAGGAGAUGGGACUGUAGACAAUCCCAUCAUUCUGCCGCCUUGAGAGCAGGGGGGGCUUGGGAAAUAGAGAGUACCAGGUAUAGUGGCAUAUUCCUAUAAUCUCAGUACUUGGGAGGAGGAGGCAGGAGCAUCAGGAAUUGAAUGUCAUCUUUGACUAGACUGAGUGUUUGAGGCCAGCCUGGGCUACAAGAGGGCCAUCUCUAAAAUCCAGGAAAUACAUAAUGCAAUACACGCUUACAAACACACUCGGUAAGCAUACAAUUUUUAAAAACAAUAAAUUACCAGGAUGCAAUUCUGCUCUUUGUGUAAAAACUCUGCAUUUAUCUUUCAGGUUAAAUCUAGAAAACCCUGCCUGACUAGGAAUGUGCUGCUUCAGCACUUUAUAAUAUAAAUUACAGUACACAUCAUAUAAAACCAAAGUUAAAAAGGAGAAAAGACUGAGCAUCCUUGAUGGCGUAAGCCCGAUUUUCUAAGAUGAUUUUCCUACACACAAAGGAUAUUUUAUGAGUUAAGAAUGGACCUGUUUUUAUGGCUCCAGAAUCUGUCCUUUGUGGGGGAGGGGUUAAAAACCUUGUUUAUGAGCUAGGCAUGGUGGCACAGGCCUUUAAUCCCAGCACUUGGGAGGCAGAGGCAGGAGGAUCUCUGAUUUUGAGGCCAGUCUGGUCUACAGAGUGAGUUCCAGAAUUGCCAGGGCAGUUACACAGAGAAACCCUGUCUUGAAAAACCAAACAAAAAAUCCUCGCAUGUUCUAGGAGAUCCAUGUCCAACAGCAGGGUGCAGUUAGCUGAGCAGGAGGAUGGGGCAGUACUGUAGAAGCGCCCAUCUUUUGAGGUAUAUUAACACCAAAAUACACCUGUUAAGGUACUUCCUGUUACAGGUUCAGGGCCGGUUCAAGGGCUCUUUUCUUACAUGAAAUCAGUGCUGGUCAGGGCCAAAGGUCACUUCUAAGGCUUUGUACCUACAUCUAAAAGAAAGGUCAUGUUCCCAGUUCUGUAGCUUCCAUCAGCAAAACCUUGGGAGAAAUGGGUGUGGAGUGCAAUCUUCACCCAGCAGAGAGAGAGACAGUCACAGUCAGACACAUAGGCCAGGCCAGACCUUAGAGCCUUUAGAAAACAGCUACUUCCCCAAGCAGGUCUACCAGCUCAGGAGAGGAAUGGAGCAGCCUUCCACUGUCGCAGAGGCCUGCAUUUGAACCUAGGGCUGUAGAGGAAGGAGAUCCGGGGUGGCCUGGGCUUGGGAAGAUGCCAUGGACACAAGUGUUAGUUGCCCUAGAGCAGUGUAUUUCAAAUGGAGAGAUGCAUUUGGCCUGUGACCAAAAUAAAUAUAACAAAGAUAAAAUCAGAACCAGACCUUGGUUUCCUGUACUAUUCCAAUUAAAAGGGCUACUCAGAGAUGAAGCGAUUCCAAACCUGGCAGGUAAGUGCAAGAUUAGUCUGGAGCAUCUUGUUAGGCUACACAGGAAGGAGUAAAAAUAAAUGUGUCAUGAAAGGAUGCAGGAGCCAGCUUGAAGGUGCUCAACUUAGCCAAAGAUGAGCUCACCUGAGUACCAAACUAAGAAAGUAGAACUCCACAAGACCAACAUGAAAACUAAAAGAAUAACAGGGAGGGAGGGAGGGCUGGUUUGUUUAUAGUUUUUAAGUCCAGCUGGCAAAGAAAGGGCAUGCUGGAAUUAGAAAACCAUCUUGCAGCUGUCAGAGUAAAAGAUCAGUGUAGGCAAGAAGCAUCCGUGGUGCAAGUUAAGGGACAAUCUGAGGAGCAGACAUUUGCACAGUGUGAAAAGCGCCUCUACAUAAAUCUGUCAUUAAGAGGGAAACAGACAUAGCGCACAGUGAUGAUGAAAUCUGCCACCAUCUCUGAGAGGCAGAGGGACAUCAAGGAAUCAGGCUGAGAAUGCAAUGAGUACCAUUCAUUGUCAAGGCAACAAACUCAAAUGACAUGUUUUCUAAAACAAAACAAAAAUUCAGGAUGUGAGGGCCUAUACUCAAAAAAUAUGCAUGCCACAAAAAACCAAA
Alexandromys fortis (reed vole) is the source of this 7330-nucleotide messenger RNA. It is a transcript of the gene Cc2d1b, whose product is annotated as coiled-coil and C2 domain containing 1B. Bases 177 to 2726 code for a protein of 849 amino acids. The record is from RefSeq and is a predicted model, not a curated record. The transcript is spliced from 24 exons. Lineage: Eukaryota; Metazoa; Chordata; Mammalia; Rodentia; Cricetidae. Gene Ontology annotation, cellular component: nucleus. Gene Ontology annotation, molecular function: RNA polymerase II cis-regulatory region sequence-specific DNA binding; DNA-binding transcription repressor activity, RNA polymerase II-specific. Gene Ontology annotation, biological process: regulation of transcription by RNA polymerase II.